Messenger RNA from Nomascus leucogenys (northern white-cheeked gibbon), 1191 nucleotides. RefSeq names its product PVR related immunoglobulin domain containing (gene PVRIG). Gene Ontology annotation, biological process: negative regulation of T cell receptor signaling pathway. Gene Ontology annotation, molecular function: signaling receptor activity. The record is from RefSeq and is a predicted model, not a curated record. Lineage: Eukaryota; Metazoa; Chordata; Mammalia; Primates; Hylobatidae. Gene Ontology annotation, cellular component: plasma membrane.
CCUCCACAGCCGUGAAGAGCAGGCAGCCCCUGUGGGGGUUGAAAGAGAUGGAGGAAGAAGAUGGCUCAGAGUUGGAUUUUGCCCAGGGAUUACUGAGUCUUCAGUUACUAGAAAGGAAUCAGCCACUUUGUGUUCACCACCUCUGGGGAGGGUAUGAGAGGAGAGAAGGCAGUGGCUGUUUGGCUGCUGACAACAUGAAGACUUCCUGCGAUGAGAACAGAGGCACAGGUGCCAGCCCUGCAGCCCCCAGAACCCAGACUGGAGGGGGCCAUGGGGCGCCGGACCCUGGCCCUGUCCUGGGUGCUGCUGACCCUGUGUGUCACUGCGGGGACCCCAGAGGUGUGGGUGCAAGUUCAGAUGGAGGCCACCGAGCUCUCGUCCUUCACUGUCCAUUGUGGGUUCCUGGGGUCUGGCUCCAUCUCCCUGGUGACUGUGAGCUGGGGGGGCCCCAAUGGUGCUGGGGGGACCACGCUGGCUAUGUUGCACCCAGAACUUGGCAUCCGGCAAUGGGCCCCUGCUCGCCAGGCCCGCUGGGAAACCCAGAGCAGCGUCUCUCUUGCCCUGGAAGGCUCUGGGGCCAGUAGCCCCUGCACCAACAGCACCUUCUGCUGCAAGUUUGCAUCCUUCCCUGAGGGCUCCUGGGAGGCCUGUGGGAGCCUCCCGCCCAGCUCAGACCCAGGGCUCUCUGCCCCGCCGACUCCUGCCCCCAUUCUGCGGGCAGACCUGGCCGGGAUCUUGGGGGUCUCAGGAGUCCUCCUCUUUGGCUGUGGCUACCUCCUUCAUCUGCUGUGUCGACAGAAGCACAGCCCUGCCCCUAGGCUCCAGCCGUCCCACACCAGCUCCCAGACACCGAGAGCACGAGUAUGGGCACCCAGCCAGGCCUCCCAGGCUGCUCUCCACGUCCCUUAUGCCACUAUCAACACCAGCUGCCGCCCAGCUACUUUGGACACAGCUCACCCCCAUGGGGGGCCAUCCUGGUGGGUGUCACUCCCCACCCACGCUGCACACUGGCCCCAGGGCCCUGCCGCCUGGGCCUCCACACCCAUCCCUGCAUGUGGCAGCUUUGUCUCUGUUGAGAAUGGAGUCUACGCUCAGGCAGGGGAGAGGCCUCCCCGCACUGGUCCUGGCCUCACUCUUUUCCCUGACCCUCAGGAGCCCAGGGCCAUGGAGUGAUGCUUAGGAGUUCAAUGA